UAAGGCGGGAAGCCUGGAGAGGUUUCCUUCCGGGACAAAGGGUGAUUGGCAGGAGUGGCGAAGGAAGGCGAGGGAGCCAUGGCCGUUCUCCUGGAAACGACGCUGGGGGACCUGGUGGUGGAUCUGUACACCGAGGAGAGGCCGCGAGCCUGUCUAAAUUUUCUGAAGCUUUGCAAGAUCAAGUACUAUAAUUACUGCCUUAUACACAGUGUACAGAGAGAGUUUAUUGUGCAAACUGGGGACCCCCAGGGCACUGGGCGUGGAGGUGAAUCCAUCUUUUGCAAAUUGUAUGGGGACCAAGCUAGAUUUUUUGAAGCAGAAAAAGUGCCAAGAAUCAAACACAAGAAAAAGGGGACAGUGUCAAUGGUGAACAAUGGCAGUGACCAGCAUGGAUCUCAGUUUCUUAUUACUACAGGAGAAAACUUAGAUUACUUGGAUGGUGUUCAUACAGUGUUUGGUGAAAUAACAGAAGGCAUGGAUGUAUUGAACAAAAUUAAUGAGGCUUUCGUUGACAAGGAUUUCGUUCCCUAUCAAGACAUCAGAAUAAACCACACAGUGAUCUUAGACGAUCCAUUUGAUGACCCCACUGGUUUGACAAUACCAGAUCGUUCACCAGAGCCUACAAAAGAACAACUGGAUAGUGGAAGAAUAGGAGCAGAUGAGGAAAUUGAUGAUUUCAAAGGGAGGUCUGUUGAUGAAGUGGAAGAAAUUCUAGCCGAAAAAGAGGCAAAAACGCAAGCUAUUCUUCUGGAAAUGGUUGGGGACUUGCCUGAUGCAGAUAUCAGACCACCAGAAAAUGUGCUCUUUGUAUGUAAACUUAAUCCUGUAACAACUGACGAGGAUCUUGAAAUUAUAUUCUCUCGGUUUGGGCCAAUAAAAAGCUGUGAAGUAAUUCGAGAUUGGAAAACUAGUGAAUCCCUCUGCUAUGCUUUCAUCGAGUUUGAAAAGGAGGAAGACUGUGAGAAAGCUUACUUUAAGAUGGAUAAUGUAUUAAUAGAUGACAGGAGAAUACAUGUGGAUUUUAGCCAAUCAGUUGCAAAGAUUAAAUGGAAAGGAAAAGGUGGGAAAUACACAAAAGAAGAUUUCAAAGAAUAUGAAAAGGACCAUGACAAAACUUCUAAACUGGGGCUCAAGGAGAAGGCAAAAACUAAACAAGACUCAAAAUAUGACCUUGUAUUGGACGACGAGGAGCCAGAAGCCAAAAUAAGUCAUAGGCACUCUGACAAGAAGAAGAAGAAACACCACCAUUCAGAUGACAGCGAUGAGGGUGAGAAGAGGACCAAAAAAUCUAAGGACCCUGAUCGAAAGCACAAAGAAGAAAGCAGUAGAGAGAGAAGAAAAAGUGACAAGCGAGAAAAACGCCGAAGCCGUAGUCGUAGCCACUCCCGGAGCAGAGAUAAUCGCUAUAAGAAGUCUAAAGAUAAACGUCAUGAAGAUUCCUGGGAAAGGGAGCAUGAGGAGAGGAGGAAAUCCAGAAGCCCAAAGAAAUCCAAAGAUAAGGACAAGUCCAAAUACAGAUGAAGGAGUAUCAAACUUUUCCCUGGCAUGGAGAAAUCAGACUGUUGCCCUAAAAGACUCAAAGUUCAGGCCUCUGAUUAAUUUCUUCCUUGUGGGAGGACAUCUUACAGUGUGGGUGCAAGUACAGUUUGAAGUGUAAAAAUCUUGUUUUUCAUUUGGAUUUGAGAAAGUAGUCACAAAGUCUUAGAGUGCAAGUCCCUCCUUGAGCAGUGAUGAGGAAUUUGCAAUGUUCUGUCUGUUUUCCAUCACUAAAAAGAAUAUUACCUAAAGACAGCCUUGAAUUGUAGGAGGCAUUGAAAUUGGUUGUUUACUGUAAGGCAUGGUUAAUUUCCUUUCUGUUAUCAUAUCUGUAGAGGAAGCUGCAUAUAACCAGAGAGUAUCCCAUUAUGCAUACUUAUUUUGAUAUUAGAACUUUCCACUGUAUGCAUACAUAUUGAAACAAAGUUGAAUGUGUACUGAAGACGAUGUAUUUGGCUUCCUAUGCAGAAAUGAUAACCAUGUAAUAAAAGGUUUCUAAAUUGCUUUCCUGUGCUGAGACUUUCUAGUAAAGGCAGUGCUUCAUAAUAUAAGAUUUAUAACGCAGAAGCAAGCCAAUGUUUUUAUUAUUUUUCUCAGAUCAUACUGGAGUAAUUUCCUGUGUGGAUGCAUCUACUUCUUUUUAAAAGAAAUGUCUUCAAGCAGGCAAAAUAUAGGAAUUGAAGUUUCCUUGGCACUUUGCACACCAUCUAGAAAGACCCAAUUGGCAUUCAGUGAUGUACCUGUCAAUUGGGAAAGUACAGCAGUGACAUCAAGAAAAUCGUAUCUUUCUGCUGCCCUGUCUGCCCUAUUCCAAGAAAAAAACUGGUAAACUAUUUCACAAAGAAGUAUGUUUUGCAGCAACUGUAAAUGCUUAAUGAGAAAACAAAACUAAACAGGCCAGUACAGGAGCAUACCUUUGCAUUUGGCUUUUUAGCUUACUGCCAAUGCUUUCAAAAAUCUAACUAUACCCACCCAUUGACAGAAACCUACAAUCCAAAAGCUAGACUCUUUCUGCACUGAAAGAGCUGAUGUCUGUAAGCAGAUACAAUACUAGCCAAAAAGGAAAUGCUUGUUUAAACCACAGCCCUACUUACAAAAUUCUGCAGGGAUUGACUGACAUCAGUUUGCUGCAAUUCCAGAUGUCUUCACUAGACACUGUGAUCCACACUUGUUAACAUGUGAAAACUACAAAGCAAUGAUAUAUAUGCACAGGUCCUCCCCAUAGUUAUGUUAAAUGAUUUUAGCUGUCCAUUAUUGUGCAAAACACAUCCUUUCCAGAUUCCAGUAAUUGGUAUGUGACUCCCGGUUGUGCUUGCAAUACUGGGUUUUAUACAAUACUAAGAAAUAUUUGUUACCAUUUUUGUGUGAAAAAUACUUUAGUUGGUUUUCAUCUGAUCUUCCAAUAUUUUGGUGGGCUAUUCUUUCUUAAUAAAGAACAAAACAAAAGGGAAAAUAAA
This is a messenger RNA of Anolis sagrei ordinatus, 2993 nucleotides long. It is a transcript of the gene PPIL4, whose product is annotated as peptidylprolyl isomerase like 4. Gene Ontology annotation, biological process: protein peptidyl-prolyl isomerization. The record is from RefSeq and is a predicted model, not a curated record. Gene Ontology annotation, molecular function: RNA binding; peptidyl-prolyl cis-trans isomerase activity. Lineage: Eukaryota; Metazoa; Chordata; Lepidosauria; Squamata; Anolidae. Gene Ontology annotation, cellular component: nucleus.